Chinchilla lanigera (long-tailed chinchilla) is the source of this 3081-nucleotide messenger RNA. RefSeq names its product Purkinje cell protein 2 (gene Pcp2). The transcript has 3 exons. NCBI's taxonomy places the organism in Eukaryota, Metazoa, Chordata, Mammalia, Rodentia, Chinchillidae. Bases 2327 to 2887 code for a protein of 186 amino acids. Gene Ontology annotation, molecular function: protein binding; guanyl-nucleotide exchange factor activity. The record is from RefSeq and is a predicted model, not a curated record.
CCAGGCCUCUAUGACAGUCCCAGGCUAGCCAGGAUGGCUGGCUACCCGAGAUGGGAGUUUGGGCCUGUUCCUUUUUUUAAAAAAUGCAAUACUAGGGACUGAAUCCAGGCCAUUUGCAUUGAGCUUCAUCCCUAAUCCUUCUUUUAUUUUGUGAGACAGAACAGAGGCAGCAGGGAGGUGGGUUGGAGGUGGAAAGCAGGCACCUAGAACUGCCUCCAUUUCUGCCUGACCCUACGGGUGAGUCCAUAGGACCUCCACCCCCCACUAUACUCAAGGGCGGUGACCAGGGUCUUCCAGCGUUACGGGCCGUGUUCCCUGGUGCCAGGAAACACCCCCAUAUAUGCCACAGUUCUAAUCCCCAGUACCUCAGUGUAACCUUUUUUUGGAAAUAGGGUCAUCAGAGAUGAAAUUAGUUAAUGAGGCCAUAGUAGAGGAGAGCGAGCCCCUCCUCCAAGAUGACUGGUGUCCCCAUGAGAUGGCCUUACGGCUGCGUGUGGCAGUGCAUGCCUGCAAUCCCACCUCCUCUGAGUUUAAGGCCUUUCUGGGCAAUCUAGAGGGCAAGACCCUGUCUCAAAAUAAAAUAAUAGCCAGGCAUGGUGGCACACACCUGUAAUCCCAGCAGUCAGGAGGAUACAGAUCAGUGGUAGAACAUCCCUGUAUUGAAUCCUCAGUACCUCAAAAAAGGAGGAGGGGGCUGAUGCAGACAAGGACACAUACGGAGGCCAUGUGACCACACGGACAGAGACUGAAGUGCUAUAGCCACAAGCCAAGGGCCAGCGAGGACAGCAGGCAGCCACCAGAAGAUGGAGAGGGGUGAGGAAGGACCCUGAAAGCAACAAGUCUCAAGCAAUAAGCACAGCCGCGCUGCACCUUAUGUCAGACCUGUGGCCCCCAGAACGUUGAAAUGCUAAACCUGUGUUGCUCUGAGCCACCCAGUUUGUGGUGCGGGUCCUGGCAGUCCCCAGGGACACCACGUCAGAAGCAGGACACUGUGCUGUCCACGGAGGGUGUGUGAGCGGAUGGGGCCUGCCGGCAGUGGUGGUGGCAGUCACAGCUGGUUUCCAGAGGCCUCCUGGGGCGGGAGCAGGGCUCCUACAGUGCUGACAGAGCCGCAGCUGCUCGGUGGGAGGGCAGGGGCUCCUCUCCUCCCGUGCUCACUCAGGGCUGGGGUGCCGAUGGAUCAGAAACCGCUCAAGCUGCCACUUGGGUGGCGGGUGAGCAGGAGAGCCCAGAUUUUAUCAUCCUGGGACCUGGGCAGGGCAGCCGGACCCCGGGGUGGCCAGGAGGCUCCUUGGAAUCAGCUCCAGCCCGGGAGACAGAGCUGGGGCUCCAUUUGCCAUUGUCUUCCCAAGGAGCGGGGACAGACAGGGCUCCUGGGCUCCAGCUUGCUCCUCCACGCCCCCCUGCAGAUGGCAACUGCCUUCCAGCAGCGGGAAGCCACAGGGGCAGGGGCGGAGGGGCUGGCAGGCUGGCUGGUGCGUGGGUGUGAGCUGCAGACUCACCGUGCCCGGUUGGCCUGGCUUCUUCCACACCUCAACUGCGUCCUUGUGGUCGGUGAAUUCUGCAGGGCCCAGGAAGGUCCAAACCCAGGGCGCCCCGCCCCCACCCCCACACCAGGCCUGGCAUCGUCUGGGCGAACAAUUAUCAGGAUCAUCUUUAUGGGGCUUAAGCUUGGGUGGGAGCAGAUGGGGCAUGAGCAGAGGAUUUGGGGUGCGAGUGGGUAUGCACCCCCCCACAUGCGGGCUGUUUAAAAGGCCCUUGCUCGUGAGGGGCCGGGGCAGAAGCCAGCAGGAAAGUAGAUGGAGCCCAGGGGAGGGACAAUGGCGGAACAGGACGAGAAUGGACAGGAGGGGGGCUUGUCCCCGCCGGGCAAGGUAAGCGGCCCCGCUCCCACCCACCUGCGCUUCUGGAGCCCUCAGAGCCCGUGACUGACAGGACGAGUUAAUUUGUAGGGCACCUAAUUAGCAAUCAAGUCUCCGGGGUCUCCUGACCCAGUUGCCACCGCAGGGAUGUGCUGGUGGGUAGAGGGUCUGCGUGCCCAGCCCCUGCCCCGGGGCACAGGGUAGGGCUCUUGGUGCCGACCCCAGGAGGUGGCAGGUGCAGGCACUUAGAGGCGGUUUCCGCGGUCAGUGUCCCAGCCCCCGGGCUACCCCUAGCCAGGCCCCAAUCUAGGACAGCGGGAUGCUGUGGAACACAGUGUCCCCUGAGGUGGCACCACGUGAAGUGGUGCUGCCGGCCAGAGCCCCUGGGGCUGGGGGCCAGGACGGGGAAGCGGACUCAGGUCUCAUUCUGAAGCAGCUCUGCAGAGCGGUGCAUUCGCGAGGACAUGGCGGGCUCGCCAGACCAGGAGGGCUUCUUCAACCUGCUGAGCCACGUGCAGGGCGACCGCAUGGAGGAACAGCGCUGCUCGCUGCAGGCUGCGCCAGGACAGACCCCAGAGAGCCAAGGUGGCCCAGCGCCCGAGAUGGACAAUCUCAUGGACAUGCUGGCCAGCACCCAGGGCCGCCGCAUGGAUGACCAGCGAGUGACGGUCAGCGCCCUGCCUGGCUUCCAGCCCAUUGGCACCAAGGUAGGGGAGGCUGGAAACACCUGCCACGCUACGCUCCAGGACCCAGUUCUGUUUGCAGCCAGGAGGGAACGGGUCCCUACCUCCUCCUCUGUCCGCCAUUUUCUGCCGUGCAGGACUCAUACUAGGGUCAGAGCUAUGGAACUCGUGGGUCCUGCUCCCUACCUACAUCUGAGGGUUUGGGGGAGGUCAAGGGGAGAAAACAGGCCCCCUUCCAGGAGCAGCAGCCUCAGGGAGGGCAUGCACGAGCCCGCACCGGCUGGGCACAUCCACACUCCACUAACCCAUACCCGGCCUGGGUUCUCAUCCAGACCCAGGUAAGAGCCUCAAGACCUACCACCUCACUCCCAAACUCUACCCUAGCGGCAGAUAAUUAAGGUAAACAUGGGAGAAUGCUUUAUGGGGACAAAGAGGCCAGGCACCUGACAGGAGGUGAGCCGUGGAUUCCCCCACUGUCGGCGUCACCUCUGCCCUGCACUGCUCCUGGUCUCUCUACCCCACGAACCCCUCUCUAU